Molecule: messenger RNA, 2359 nt
Organism: Triplophysa dalaica
Lineage: Eukaryota; Metazoa; Chordata; Actinopteri; Cypriniformes; Nemacheilidae
Product: zinc finger protein 501-like
Exons: 3
Coding region: 16-1485 (489 amino acids)
Biological process (GO): regulation of transcription by RNA polymerase II
Molecular function (GO): DNA-binding transcription factor activity, RNA polymerase II-specific; RNA polymerase II cis-regulatory region sequence-specific DNA binding
Source: RefSeq, a predicted model, not a curated record
UGUGUGUGUGUUGAUAUGUUGAAGAUGACGUCACAGAUGUGCUGUAAAUCAGUGGGAACUGAUCUGUCCAUGCUGGAUAUUGAUGAUUUCAUCACAGAAAUCUGUCAGCUGAAGAAAGAGGUGAAGUUACUGGAGGAAAAGCUGAGGACAAGAGGAGAUGAACUCAACACAGAGAAGUCCAGACACACACAGGACUCAGAGCUCAGCCUCACUUUACUCUGUUAUACUGACACAAACCCCACAGACGCUCAGGACACUGUGUGUGACAGUAAUCACACCUUGAAUCAGGAUGAAUCUACUGAUCAAACCUCCACAGAGUCUCUGGAUUCUGUCUGUAACGCUGGAGAACAGCAGAUCCUGAACACCAGACCACUGAACAUGUGUUCUGUCACACUGAUGGACUGCAGGAAACUGAUGGAGAUCAAAACACAAACACCCGCAGAAAAUGAGGAUGAUGAUGAUGAUUUUAUUCCUUCAGAUGAGAGCGGUGAUUCAUGUGGUGAUGGAGAAACGGCCUCUACAUCAAAACAGCGACUGACAGCACAAACUCUUUCCUGCAUCACCUGUGGAAAGACAUUCAGUUCACAGAGACGUUUAGAGACACAUGAGAGAAAACACACAGAACAGAAACUCUUCACCUGCACGAGAUGUGACAUCAGCUUUCCUACCUUACAAGAGAAGAAACUUCAUUCACAAGAGCACAGAGACAAGAAACACUUUCACUGUCAGCAGUGUGGGAAGAAUUAUUGCUCCACUUCUAGUCUGAACGCUCACAUGAGGAAACACACUGGAGAAAAACCUUUCCACUGCAGUGAAUGUGACAAAUAUUUCAGCACAAAAGCUUAUCUUUUUACUCAUAAGAGAAUUCACACAGGAGAAAAACCCCAUACGUGUCCUCACUGUGAGAAAAGGUUCACCGAUGUAUACGGUCUGAAGACCCAUGUGCUUGUGCACAGUGAUGAGAGAAGGUUUCAAUGCAGUGAAUGUGGAAAAAGUUUCAAGCAGCCAAUUGCUCUCACAAUACACCAAAAAAUACAUGCUGGGGAGAAACUCUAUCAGUGUUCACACUGUGAUAAACGGUUUCGUCAGAUAGCUCAUCUGACAUCUCAUGAGAGAAUUCACACUGGAGAGAAGCCUUACCUCUGCUCUCACUGUGGAAAGAGUUUUACUGAUCCAUCUCAUUUCAGAGUUCAUUUGAGAAUUCACACUGGAGAGAAACCUCAUCACUGCAGUGUUUGUGGGAAGAGAUUCACACAACAUACUACCCUACUUAAGCACCAGAGAAUUCAUUCUGGUGAAAGACCCUUCAAAUGUUCUCAGUGUGACAAGACGUUUGCUCGAUCAGAUGUUUUAAAGACCCAUGAGAGAGUUCACACUGGAGAGAAACCUUAUCACUGCUCCAUCUGUGCAGAGAGAUUUGCUUAUUUAGGAAGUUUUCAGACUCAUCAGAAGAAACAUGCUGAAGAACAAACUGCAGGAAAAUAAUCGUAGCGUCUCGCUCUGUUUAAAACAGUCAAAGUUCUCGUUCUGCGGGUGUUGUGGUCAAUAUCAGUUUAAAAGAGAUGGAUCACCCACAAAUCUAUAAUUGUCUCUCGUUUUAGUAUAAAUCUGUAUGUGAGAUAUUUCGAGAAAUGUGUCUCGGUGGUUUUGUGUACAGACAAUAGACGUCAAUGGGGUUUAGUGUUGUAUGAUUAUCAACAUUCUUCAAAUGAUCUUCAUUUUUGUUCUUCAGAAGAUAGAAACUCAUACAGGUUUAGAAAGUGGAUUGGUUUGGGGCCUGAUCAUUAAUCUGCUUUAACUAAGCUCUCAGUUUCACAUGGUUAGUUUUGGUAGUUUAGCCUGUAUCUCCACCACGCUGGAUCAACAAUACAAGCCAUAAUGUUUAAAUGAAAACGUAAGAAUUGUGUGAUUUCAACAUUGUUUUUCAAUACAGUCGAAGCGUUUGUGUCUACUGAAUACACAUGAAUGCUACACGGAUUUAGAUUUAUCCAAAGCCAAUCUUCAAAACAUGCACAUAAGAAUGCUGAUGAUUUAUCUGUAAAGUACUUGAGAAGACAGACUGUGUUUCGACAAAAGUGUCCUUAAAGAUAUUAUAUAGUGGAGUUUUUGUUAUUUAUUUAGUAGUAUAUCCAUAAAUAAUAGGUUCUUAUGGCAGUGCUGCCAAUCUGUAGAUGUGUUGAUAUUCAGGAGUAUACAGCUCAUGUGGUUUGUGUUAUACUCCUGCUAAUUCCAACAUGUAUAUAUGUAAGUGAGAUUCAUAAUGUUGUGUUUGAUUUUUUUAGCUGGUAGAAUGUUUAUAGAAUUUGUAAGGAAUUGGAAUUUUGUAUUUACAAAUAAAGUUAAAUUGUGUCGUUUUUGA